Messenger RNA from Megalops cyprinoides (Indo-Pacific tarpon), 1790 nucleotides. RefSeq names its product protein FAM53B-like. Bases 363 to 1634 code for a protein of 423 amino acids. The transcript has 5 exons. Gene Ontology annotation, cellular component: nucleus. Gene Ontology annotation, biological process: positive regulation of canonical Wnt signaling pathway; protein import into nucleus. The record is from RefSeq and is a predicted model, not a curated record. NCBI's taxonomy places the organism in Eukaryota, Metazoa, Chordata, Actinopteri, Elopiformes, Megalopidae.
GUGUUUAUACUCAGUCAGUUUGGCGUUGCAGGAUCGUGCGGCAGGGUGCACGAAGGGGACGUCUGUUGUGGAAGCUAGCUAGUUGCAAGCAUUGAAAAUGAAGAUGCCAGCCAGCUAGCUAGCUAACUAACUGAGCUUUACAACUGGCUGGGGAGUCAGGCAUUGAUCGCUAACCGGGGAUGUUAUAUCAGUAUGCUGCCUGAUUCUUAGCCCCCUAGAGCAUUCCAGGAGACCGCAAGGGCCCUUCCGCCAAUGGGAGUCCGGCCACGCCUCCGGCCCGCCCACACAGCGCAGCCAGUGAAGAUGGCUGCCGUCGCUCUUCGCCUGCACCGGAGUGGACUGAGGCAGAGACGCGAGUUACCAUGGUGAUCAUUCACACUAAAACACUGGAAAAGAAGAAGGGUGUCGAUGAUGUAACGUCCAGGGAGUCGGACUUGGAGCUGCGGGAGCAGCAGGCCAUGAUAAGCCAGGGAACGACCCUCUUCUCCUGCGGUGUUAUGGGGGCGGAUCGGUGGCGGGACCUGGGGCGGAGCUGUGCAGUCCAGCGGGCACCAGUGGGGGCCAGCCUGGAGAGCCUGUGGGACGUGGUGCCGGAGGCGUGCCCAGGGGGCGUGGGCUGGGGUAAGGAGGCGGGCACGGCCGGCGCCGUCUCCAUCACCAGCCUGAUCCGGGACCUUAGCCUCAGCGACGCCCAGGCCGCCCCUUCUGCCUCACCCACCCCGUCCGCGGCCCCGCCCAGCAAGCGCCAAUGCCGCUCGCUCUCCUGCUCGGACGAGCCGGGCGGCUGCCGGUCGCCGUGGCGCCCGCAGGGCUCGCGGGUGUGGACGUCGGUGGAGAAGCGGCGGUGCCACAGCGGGGGCAGCGUGCAGCGCGGUGCGGCCGGCGGCGGGGGCGCGGCCGGCGGGGGGGCCUUCCCCGCCAUGCAGCGCAGCUCCAGCUUCAGCCUGCCCGCCCGCUCCAACGCCCUGCCCCUGGGCUUCGAGCUGCCCUGCUUCACCUUCACCGGCCUGCAGCCCUCCUCCUCCCCCUCCCCCUCCCCCGGCCAGCCCCCGCGGCCCCUCUACCUCUCUCACGAACAGAUCUGCCUCCCGGGGGAGGCGCGGGACCCCGUGGGGGCCGGCUCCCCGGACUCUACCCCCGAGCUGGACCGCCGUGCGGGCCCCGGGGGCCUAGCCAGGAGUCGCUCGCAGCCCUGCGUCCUGAACGACAAGAAGAUCGGCAUGAAGCGCCGGAGGCCCGAGGACACGCAGGAGGCCCGGCCCUCCCUCAGCCUGGCCAAGAUGACCCAGAAACUCCAGAAUUUCCACAGCCUCAGCUGCCCUGGAAUAACUGGGUCAGACUGCUGCCAAUCAAGCCCCUCCUCCCCGCCUUACAGUAGCACCGGCCAAUGUGUGACUGAUUUAAGCUCCGCUUGCCACCUCGAGCCUCAACAGGGCACCAAAGCAGGCGGGGGCAACAAGGACGACCUGUCCAGCGAGGAGCUAGACAGCGACACCGCCGGCAGCGGGGACUCGACGGUCGGGACGGGGAAUGGGGAGGAGGCAGAGACUCUUUGGGAGGGGUUGCAUAGGAACGGGAAGGACCUCUACCAGCUCGGGGGCGAGCUGGACAUUGAGCAGAUUGAGAGGAACUGAGUGGGGGUGGGGGGGAAAGCUCUCUGAAAGCAGAACGCAAGCGGAGGAUGUUGUGGAGAAGGUUGUGGAGAAGGCAGGAGCACAUGAAGGGCCAAGCAAGUGGGAUUAUGGGAAAGCAGACGUAUGACCCAGACUGUCUCAGAGGACUUUUUUUUU